This is a messenger RNA of Trichosurus vulpecula (common brushtail), 987 nucleotides long. RefSeq names its product ALX homeobox 1 (gene ALX1). NCBI's taxonomy places the organism in Eukaryota, Metazoa, Chordata, Mammalia, Diprotodontia, Phalangeridae. Bases 1 to 987 code for a protein of 328 amino acids. The record is from RefSeq and is a predicted model, not a curated record. Gene Ontology annotation, biological process: embryonic skeletal system morphogenesis; positive regulation of transcription by RNA polymerase II; negative regulation of DNA-templated transcription. Gene Ontology annotation, molecular function: DNA-binding transcription activator activity, RNA polymerase II-specific; RNA polymerase II transcription regulatory region sequence-specific DNA binding. The transcript has 4 exons.
AUGAUUAUGGAUUUUCUGAGCGAGAAGUUUGCCCUGAAAAACCAGCCGAGUAAAAACAGUGACUUUUACAUGGGAGCAGGAGGCACUUUGGAGCACGUUAUGGAAACUUUAGACAAUGAGACCUUUUACAGCAAAACCUCCGCCAGCAAAUGUGUGCAGGCCUUCAAUCCUCUCCAAAGGGCAGAGCAUCAUGUGAGACUGGACAGGACAUCUCCCUGUCAGGAGAAUAAUGUGAACUAUGGGAUUACUAAAGUCGAAGGACAGCCUCUUCACACAGAGUUAAACAGAGCCAUGGACAACUGUAACAGCCUCAGGAUGUCUCCAGUAAAAGGGAUGCAGGAAAAGGGAGAACUGGAUGAACUUGGCGAUAAAUGUGACAGCAAUGUGUCCAGCAGCAAGAAGAGGAGACACAGAACCACCUUUACCAGUUUGCAACUGGAAGAGCUGGAAAAAGUCUUUCAGAAAACACAUUAUCCUGAUGUGUAUGUCAGAGAACAGCUUGCUCUGAGGACAGAGCUGACUGAGGCCAGAGUCCAGGUUUGGUUUCAAAAUCGAAGAGCUAAAUGGAGAAAAAGAGAACGUUAUGGCCAAAUACAACAAGCUAAAAGCCAUUUUGCUGCCACCUAUGAUAUAUCUGUCUUACCACGGACUGACAGCUACCCACAGAUUCAAAACAAUAUGUGGGCAGGAAAUGCAACUGGUGGCUCUGUGGUUACCUCCUGCAUGUUGCCACGUGACACGUCUUCCUGCAUGACGCCAUAUUCUCACUCGCCUCGGACAGAUUCCGGUUACACGGGGUUUUCAAACCACCAGAAUCAGUUUGGCCAUGUUCCCCUCAACAAUUUUUUCACUGACUCUCUCCUCUCUGGGGCCACCAAUGGACAUGCAUUCGAAACAAAGCCAGAGUUUGAAAGGAGGUCUUCCAGCAUCGCCGUCCUUCGAAUGAAGGCCAAAGAGCACACCGCCAAUAUUUCAUGGGCCAUGUAA